CUUUGUUGCAAUGAAACGAUAAAAACUAAUCCAACGACCUUUGAACGUGAUAAACAAUAUCAAUGGCGAAAUAAUUAGAUGAUAAGUUUAAACUGUUUUUUCAUUUUUGCUGCUUCACUUUUAACAUCAGCGAAAUGGCUUCAAGAACUUUAACAAAAUUCAUUUUUUCAAAAAACUCAAAUACUUUAGUUAAUAAUGCGUUAAAGGGUCAAAAUGUGAGGCUAUUCUCUAGCCCAGCAGAAAACUACGAAUUCAUCAAAGUUAGCACAACGGGUGCUAAAAACAACGUAGGCUUAAUCCAACUGAACCGUCCUAAAGCCCUGAACGCCCUGUGCAAUGGCUUGAUGUCGGAAGUAGCCAAAGCCUUAGACUCCUUGGAAAAUAAUUCGACUAUUGGCGCAAUCGUAAUAACCGGAAGCGAAAAAGCCUUUGCGGCCGGAGCCGACAUCAAGGAAAUGCAAAAUAAUACUUACUCGGCUUGCGUCAGCGGUAACUUUUUGGAAGACUGGAACAGAGUCAGCAAAACUUUCAAACCUGUCAUUGCUGCAGUGAAUGGUUAUGCUCUUGGAGGUGGUUGCGAACUAGCAAUGAUGUGCGACAUAAUCUACGCAGGUGAAACGGCAAAAUUCGGCCAGCCGGAAAUCUUAAUUGGAACCAUCCCAGGCGCAGGUGGUACCCAAAGACUCCCCAGAUACGUGGGCAAAUCAAAAGCAAUGGAAAUCGCUUUAACUGGGGCUCAAAUAACAGCGCAAGAAGCUGAAAAAAUGGGUCUCGUUUCGAAAGUUUUCCCCGUAGACAAACUAGUAGAUGAAACUGUAAAACUAGGAGAAAAAAUCGCUAGUAAUUCAGGCCUCAUUAAUAAGUUGUGCAAGGAAUCUGUCAAUGCUGCUUACGAGACUACUUUGACACAAGGCCUGCAGUUUGAAAAGAAAUUGUUCCACGGUACUUUUGCUACUAAGGAUAGGAAAGAAGGGAUGACUGCUUUUGUUGAAAAAAGACCAGCAAAUUUUACUAAUGAAUAAUAAUUUUUUUACAAUACAAUUUAAGCCCACGGUUGUGUAAGGCCUUCAUCAAUAUUAAACUUUUCCUUUUCCAAUAUUUCAAUACAAUCUUCAAUAUUUUUAUAUGCAAUAUGCUUAUUUAAGAAUUUUAAAAUUAAAGAAUUGUUAAUUUUAAGGGCUAAUAGAGGGUUUAAUUUCUUCAUGAACCAAUUUAACCAGUAACCCAUCAAUAGUACGGAAUCUGUCUGAUUUUCAUGUGU
Messenger RNA from Ceutorhynchus assimilis (cabbage seed weevil), 1261 nucleotides. Lineage: Eukaryota; Metazoa; Arthropoda; Insecta; Coleoptera; Curculionidae. The record is from the annotation of a GenBank genome assembly.